AUGGUUCUCACCAUGCUGGGGGCUCUGUACCCCAGGGCCGGGCUGAGACUGUUUCUCCUGUACCUCGUCCUGGCGUCCGCACUUCUUCGCCCCCAGCCUCUGAGGCCUCAGCGAUCUGUUCCUGAGGACUUUUCAGCCCCGCUGGAACUCUCGGAGCCGCUUACUGGCCUGGUGGAUGACUACGGGGUCCAACCCAAGCACCCCUGGCCACAACGGCCACGGCCCCUUCUCUCCCGAGCCCAGCAGCGCAAGCGAGACGGGCCAGACAUGGCUGAGUAUUACUAUGACGCACACUUGUGACGGGAGCCCCUUAUAAAACUAUUCUGCACAGCAAAGGCUUGGGCUUUUCUGGGAGUGCGGGCCGGGUGUGGAGGGGUCCACGGAGAUACACCCACUGCGGUCCAGACAGGAAAUGGCACUUUAAUAAUCGUGGCCAG
This is a messenger RNA of Trichechus manatus latirostris (Florida manatee), 437 nucleotides long. It is a transcript of the gene FREY1, whose product is annotated as Frey regulator of sperm-oocyte fusion 1. Gene Ontology annotation, biological process: sperm-egg recognition; fusion of sperm to egg plasma membrane involved in single fertilization. NCBI's taxonomy places the organism in Eukaryota, Metazoa, Chordata, Mammalia, Sirenia, Trichechidae. The transcript is spliced from 3 exons. Gene Ontology annotation, cellular component: endoplasmic reticulum membrane. The record is from RefSeq and is a predicted model, not a curated record. The coding region runs from base 1 to 300 and encodes 99 amino acids.